Molecule: messenger RNA, 6691 nt
Organism: Myripristis murdjan (pinecone soldierfish)
Lineage: Eukaryota; Metazoa; Chordata; Actinopteri; Holocentriformes; Holocentridae
Product: E3 ubiquitin/ISG15 ligase TRIM25-like
Exons: 8
Coding region: 143-1924 (593 amino acids)
Molecular function (GO): protein binding
Source: RefSeq, a predicted model, not a curated record
AAGAGCUAUUCCUGUCUUCUCCCGCUGCCUCCCAGUCGCAAUAACAACACCGGGAGAUAAGAGAGGCAGACGUGACGGAAGAAUAACGGGAAGGAGGAAAAAGGAACAAGUCAGCCGUGAGAGGAGCUCCUGCACCGCGGCCAUGGCCCAGGCGAACAUCUCGGUCACGGAGAGCCAGUUCAAGUGUCCCAUCUGUCUGGACAUCCUGAACGACCCGGUGUCCAUCCCGUGCGGACACACCUACUGCAUGGCGUGCAUCAACGACUACUGGGACCAGGCGGACUCGGGCCAGUUCAGCUGCCCUCAGUGCCGGGAGACCUUCAGCCCCCGGCCGGUGCUGCGGAGGAACACGGUGCUGGCCGAGGUCGUCGACAAGCUCAAGCUGAGCGAAAUGGCCACCGCGUCCGCCGCGCCGCCCGAGCUCUACCUGGGGGGCGUAGGGGACGUGCCCUGCGACUUCUGCCCGGUGGAGAGCAAGCUCAAGGCGGUCAAGUCGUGCCUGGUGUGCCUGGCGUCCUUCUGCGAGCUGCACGUCCUGCCGCACCGGGAGGUCGGCACGCUGCGGCGGCACAAGCUGGUGGCCGCGGUGGAGAGCCUGGCGGAGCGGCUGUGCGCGCAGCACCGCCUGGGGCUGGAGCCGGCCGGGAGCGGCUCCGAGGGGGAGGCCCCGCUGGAGUGGAGCGGAGACUGUCUGCUGUGCGAGUCCGACCAGGAGGAGCUGCAUAAUAUAGACGCGCAGAGAGCCAGGAGGCAGGUCCAGCUCCAGGAGUCUCAGAGGCUGCUUCAGGGGAGAAUCCGGACCGGAGAGAGAGAGCUGGAGGAGUUUCAGCAAAGCCUGGAGUCCCUCAAGGUGUCGGCGUCAGCUGUGCUGGAGGACAGCGAGGCGGUGUUCGCUGACAUGGCCGUGCGCCUGGAGAAGACCAAGGCGGAGGUCCGUGCCAGGCUGGAGGCAAAGGAGCGGGCCGUGGUGGGACGGGCUGAGAAAGACGUGGAGAUGUUGGAGAAAGACCUGGAGGAGCUGAGGAGGAGAGACCAGGAGAUCAGCGAGCUCCUACAAACUGAGGAUAAUACCCACUUCCUGCAGGCGGCGCCGCUGAUGUGCGUCCCUCUCACCGCCGGCCGGCGCUCCCGAGCCCUCAGCCUGCCGACGGAGGCGUUCAGCGCCGCCAGGAGGGCCCUGUGCCACCUCCGCGGCCGCAUGGAGGAGGUCUGCCGGGAGGAGGUGGACAAGAUCAGCCGUGCAGUCAAUGAGAACUACGUGUCUGGCGGAGAAUGUGUUAAAGGUGAGAAAGCGGUACCGGCAUCGUUCCCUCUCUCCUCCUUGUCCCUGCAGCCGGCCGACCAGAGGAUGAGAGCAGCUUUCCUCAGGUUUUCCUGUCGUCUUUCCCUGGAUCCGGACACGGCCCACCCCACCCUGGUCCUGCUAGAAGGUCCCCAGGGCGCCCACUGCGGCGAGGAGCCCCAGUCCUACCCCCCUCACCCCCAGCGCUUCGACUCGGUGGCUCAGGUCCUGUGCAGAGAGGGCCAGUUUGGCGGGGCCAGCUACUGGGAGGUGGAGUGGCGGGGCGGCGGCUGGGUGGACAUCGGCGUCACCUACCGCGGCAUCGGACGCAAGGGCGGCGGCAAGCCCUGCCUGCUGGGGCGCAACGAGAACUCGUGGAGGCUGAGAUGCACCAACGCCGGCUACGCCGCCUGGCACGACAACCGCAAGACCACGGUGGCCGCGCCGCCCUGCCCGAGGAUCGGCGUGUUCCUGGAGCGCCAAAAGGGGGCACUGUCCUUUUACGGCGUGUCAGACACGGUGGUGCUGCUGCACACUUUCCGCUGCCCGUUCUCCCAGCCGCUGUACCCGGCUUUCCGUCUAGACCUGGACUCCACCCUGCUCAUCUGUCCACACGAGGGGGGCAACGGAAACGUACCCUAACACCCCACCCUGUCCCGUCCAGGACCCUUUUAUUUUCCACUGCAACAAAAGGGCUGUCCCCUCCUCUCAUGUACAUGAAAAUGAAAAUGGUCACUCAAGAGGUUACUGGUGCAGCGGCAACACGGUCAGGAAGAAGCACCGCAGUCAGGAAUCAAACGCUCCUCCUUAUGCAUACAUGUGACAAAGGGAAAGAAGAGCACCUCUCUCUUUCUUUCUCUCUCUUUCUCUCUCUCUCUUUCUGUCUCUUUCACUCAACCAAACCAGGCAUCCCUUUAUCCAAAAAAAAAAAAAAAAAGCACUUUUUUGGAUAUCUCUCAUGCUGAGCUGUACAGCACACUCUGUAGCUAUAUUUUUAAAAAUUCAGCAUAAAAAUCUUAGACAAACCAGUGCUCUAAUGGAUGUUAGCAACUUGCACAAACCAUUUUCUGUGUGUAAGGCUCCUAUGCACAUCUGGAAUGUCUUGAUUCAUUCAUUUAUUUAUUUAUUUUUCACUUUUUGAAAAAAAAAAAAAUUGGGAAUGACAAAAGAAAGUAUGGGCAAAUGUGUGAUUUAUUUUUCUCUUCCCAGCGUGGACGUGCAGCACAGAGACUCUAAAGAGUAUCCCUCCCUUGACUUUUUGUCCAUUUUUUUUCUUGUGCUACAAAUCUUCCCCUAAAUGUAUCUACUUUUUAUUGAGAACAUUUCUUACAUGUAGUAAUUCAAUACACCAGAAGCUGGACGCAGCGCCGUUCAUAAGUGGCACAGGUGUUUUCCACCACUUUUGUUCCUAAUUCUGAGGCAGAACACAAUCUACACCUUACUAAAAGCUUUUUUAAGAUUUACCGAAGGCACUUAAAGUAUAAAUCCCUCGAAUUUCUACACCACUUUAAUAGAGAGAUUUUGCAUGGACCAAAAAUCCCAAAUGAAUGUAUUCUGAGUUCAUUUUGUAGCAUACGAAAAUGUGCCAAAAGGUAAGGGGGUGAAUACUUUUUAAAGCCAUUACGUGGUGUAACUGUAUCGCCGGUUAUUUAGUGGAAUUUAUUUAUUGUGAACAACAGGCUUCACCCGUAAAGCGGCAUGACAGAGUGAACAGUCAUGUUGCUUUUACCUCAUAUAGGACACUGACCAAAACAUCACAUGUAUUCAAGAAAUGAAGGUGUGGAAGGACAUGAAAAUGAAAAUGAAAAUGAACAUGUGCAGGAAGCCUGAGUGUGUUCACCGUGCAGAUGACAUGGCCGCUUGUCUUUAAUUGUAAACUGCCAAUCACGUCAUUCCUUACUAACUAUAAUGUAGCUCUGCUCUCAUCGCUGUGACUCUUUACUGAUCCACAGUGAUCUCACGUAACCACUGCCGAAACCAUCAGACGAAUAAUCGAUUAACCAGUCAAACACCUGAAAACCAGUUAUUUCAAUGAUGGAUUAAUAAUUUUAACCAUAAACAAAAAAAAUCCCAAAUCAAAAAAAUCCCAAACAUUUGCUGAUUCCAGCUUCACUAAGAUCACCAAGAUGCUAAGAUUUUUUUUUUUUACUUUUCUCCAUUCAUGUCUUUAUAAAAGUCAGGAUUGUUGCCUGCUGGGCAACAAUCACUUUGGGCUCUGAUCACUUCCUAUUUCUGACACUUUAUAGACUAAAUGAUUAAUUGGUUGAUCAAAUGAUUAAUAUAUUAAUUAUCCAUAAAAAUAACCCUUAAACACAACCCUAAAUCUAGCUGUCCAUGUGCUGGAAGUGGGUAUGAUCAUCUGUCAACAGAAAUAUUUUGUUGAGUUAGUCACAUUUUGGUAGUAAAUCCUGUUUUCGUUACACACCUGCUCUUAACACUGAUCACUUAACACUGAGACUUACAUUUACUCAACUACUACGUUUACAUGCACGCAGGAAAUCAGGUUACGUGUUUACAUGUGUCACUUUACACUCAUUUCUCGAAACCCCUGGUGCACAUUCGCUCCCCCAGUAAUCCAGUUUAUGUUUUCAUCAGAGGUAAUGUUGACAUAAAACUGUUCAACGGUCCUCAAUGAAUUUUUUUUUAGCCUCUUUAUGGUUGGACAGUGUGUGUUUACUCCUUCUCUGCUCUCCCCUCGUGCACGAGCGCACACAGAAAAAGCCGUUCAGAAAUCCGAGUAAGGUUUUACACGGCCCAGUGAUCGGGUUUCUCCGGCAAAAAGCUGACUCUCUCAGCCUGAUUUCUUUUCAAUUUCUGUCUCUGAUUAUGGAACCCGCCUUUCCUGCUGGCAUUACACUUGAGAUAUCAGAUAACUUCCCGUACCUGGAGAAUAAGCCGAUUACUGAGGUGCAUGUAAACACAGCAAACAACACACUGAGUAAUUUCCAUCCUGACCAUCAACUCUGACAUAUUUCUGCUUGUAGGAUAAAUCCACCCGUAACUCUAAUUUUAUUUCUGGGUCCAUUUUGUUUGGUGGUGUAAUUGUCUUACUCCAGACAGUAAAUGGCUAAACAUAGACAGCAUGAAUCUCCAAAAUCUUUUCCGCUAAAACACCAUCAUUGAAUGUCAGUUUUGACUAAAUCGAGACGUCUCCCCAAAUACCAAUGAAAUCGAUUGUUUGUCUUUCUUCCCCUUGUUUCUUUGUCGUCCACCAGCACAUGCUAACGCCGCUCCGCCCUGCCGCCGUGGUGCCAAAACGACAACAAUUCGGUGGCCAAAUAAAUCCUGAAAUUCUCAGGUUGAUGGUUUAACAUUCACUCAGUGUCAUGCCAGUGCUGGCGAAUUCUAAUUGUAGCAGAUUUUAGGAGAAAUUUUCAGUGCAGUUUCAAAUGGGAGGGCACGGCGCUUGUUCGCUGAUGUUAAGGAUGACUAAAAACCCCAAAAAUUAAUGUAGCACUUUUAAACUCACGACUUCAAUCUAAUGUUUGAUGUCAAAUGAACACCUAAUCAUAAAAAAAUCCUUUGCAAAAAUAUCACAUGUGAAAUAUGCCUUUUCACAUGUGAAAAUUUAAAUUUCACAUGUGAAGUUACAAUUGUAGACAUGUGUAAAUGUUAGUUCACGUGUUUCAUGUUACUGCAAAUAUUCACAUGUGCACAAACAUUUACACAUGUGAAAAGAAAAUAAUGUCACAUGUGAACUUGAACUUUUCACAUUUGAUUUUCUUUCACAUGUGAAACGAAAAAAACAAUGUCACAUGUGACCCAGACAAUUUCACACGUGAUUUGCUAUUUUCACAUGAUUUGAAAUUUUCCACAUGUGAAAACUAAAUAUACAAUUCCACAAAGUCAUGUGGAAUUGCCAUUUUCACAUGUGAUCGGCUUCUGAACUAGAAUUUGCACAUGUGACAGCAACAUAAAAUCAUGUUGUGGUUUUGGAACGUGUGUUUCUCAUGUUGCUUUUUCACAUGUGAAAUAAUAACACUGGGUUUCAGACCACAUGUGGAAAGACCAACAUGAAAAUAUAUGUGGAAAAAGUCAAAAUAACACAUGGUUGUAGACGACAUGUAUCCCAAACCCACAUGUGGUUUAUUUCAUGUUAUGUUUUCAUAAGGGAUGGAUUGAAAUGCUCUUAUAUUUUGAGUUAUGACAAGGUAAAACAGUUGUCAUGACCUCCUGAGGCAUUUUUAAGUUAUAUUAUUUCGAGAAUUGGGUGGUAAUCAUCACUCUAUACCACUUCAUAACUGUUUGAGACCACAUUCGCUGCCUUUGAAUCGACGUCGCUCACAGUUUUCACGGCUCAGGAUCUGAUUUUGUGCCACAUUGCAGCACAUUUAAAAACAUCACACCUGUCUUAUGUGAAGUGGAAAAAAAAACAAAAACAAAAAACAGAAUCGGGACACUUUCGGCUGCAGUGUGAAUGUGACCUUGACAUCUUUACUGGUUACUACUUUACUGAUUUGUCUCUCUGCCCUGUGAUCUGGUUUCCAUUUGGCAGCGGUUUGAUCAUAACGCUGAAGAGGACAAGGAUCCGCUUGCAGUGUAAUUGUAAUGGGAUUUCCAACCCUCUGCUAAGACGCAGGAUCACCGUUUCACACCGAGAUAAUCAUCAAGAAAUUAUCAAGCGUAAGACGAACCGCACCCUGAGACUGAGAAUGUGGCCAUACAGUAGCAAGUGCUUUUCCCAGGUUAUGAUGUUUCAUUCUGUUUUUUCUAUGCUGCAUUGCUUAUUUUUGUUUGUUUGUUUGUUUGUUUUUAAAUGGUGCUACUCCAGAAAAGAUUGUGAUUUCUUGACCAAGCACUGUAUAAGGCCUCUCAGCAUAACCUAGUGAAAACAUCAAAGGAUCAGCACUCUUCAAUCCAAAGACAAAAUAGGAUAUCAUAUAGGUACAAAAAAAAAAAAAUAUAUACAUAUAUAUAUACAGUAUAUAUAGCAAUUAACUUUAUUUGGAAAAUGCCUUUCAAGAGCAUAUCAAAAGUAUUUCCAUGAAAAAAAAAAAAGCUUUAAUUCUAACUUGAAAUGUCUCAGUAACACAGUUCCAUGAACAUAAGUGUGUAUGUGUAUUUAUGAAGUGAUUUUCAACAAGAUGCCGCCCGACGUCGUCUGGCAGGUCGCGCCGCAGGAUGACGAGAUCCGUCUUUUUGCCAUGAAGUGCAUUUAUUAUUCCAUAACACAAAGAACUGUAAUAUUGAACAGCGCUGUCCAUGCUGGCUUUUCUUACACCAAAUUUCCCAUUUCCCCUCCUUGUAGCAUUUUCUUCUCUCCACUCUCUGUGCUUCCUUUAUUCCUGUGUAAGGUGACUGUGAAAUGUGCUCUGUUAAUGUGUGUGUGUGUGUGUGUGUCCUGAGUGUUGCUUUUCUCCUAGUUGAGUUCACUUUACCUCCCAAUAAAAACAACCAUGGACGUUUGAA